Messenger RNA from Betta splendens (Siamese fighting fish), 2049 nucleotides. Its product is annotated as organic cation/carnitine transporter 2-like. The coding region runs from base 216 to 1901 and encodes 561 amino acids. Gene Ontology annotation, cellular component: membrane. The transcript is spliced from 9 exons. The record is from RefSeq and is a predicted model, not a curated record. Gene Ontology annotation, molecular function: transmembrane transporter activity. Gene Ontology annotation, biological process: transmembrane transport. NCBI's taxonomy places the organism in Eukaryota, Metazoa, Chordata, Actinopteri, Anabantiformes, Osphronemidae.
GUUCUAUGAAUCAUCUGUAGGACCUUCGUUGCCGUCUUGUUCGGUCUUAACAUUUUCCUCUCACUGAGGAUCAGUGUUGGAGUCUUCAAACCCUCGCACUGGUUAAAGAGUCUGCUUUACGUAAGCGUAACCUCCCAGAGGCGUGCAAACCCUGACCUCCGCUGCAGAGACGCCAGCCGAGUGUCACAGAGCGGCCAUGCAGCGACCGUGAGCCGAUGGACGCCUCGAAGGUCAGAGACUACGACGCCGCCACGUCUUUCCUGGGCGCGUGGGGACCGUUCCAGCUGCGGCUCUUCUCGGCGCUGGCCAUUAGCAUCCUGCCCAACGGCUUCGUCGGCAUCUACAUAGUGUUUGUGGGCGACACCCCCCCCCACGAGUGCUCCGUCCCGGACGUGUACGGCAUCGGCGAGCUGUGGAGGAACGUGACCAUCCCGCUGGAGACGCGGGACGGCGUCGCCGCGCGCAGCUCGUGCUCCCGGCGGAACCUGGAGGCGGUCGGGAACUACUCUCGACGCGGGUUGAUCCCGGACGUGGACGUGAACGUGAACGUGAGUGAGAUCCCUCUGGAGCGCUGUGUGGACGGGUGGUCGUACAGCAGGGACCUCUACCGGUCCACCAUUGUCACGGAGUGGGACCUGGUCUGUGAGAACGCAUACAAGCUGCCGCUCACCACCUCCAUCCACUACGUCGGAGUCUUAAUCGGAGUCUUCCUUUCAGGCCAGAUGUCCGACAGGUGCGGGAGGAGGCCGGCGCUCUUCGCUAUGAUGCUGCUACAAACUCUGGCAAUUACAGCACAGAUAUUUUCGCCCAGUUGGGAAAUCUUCAGCCUGAUUUUCUUCUUCGUUGGUGCUGGUGGAUAUUCCAAUUAUAUCAUAGCGUUUGUUCUGGGUACUGAAAUCUUGAGCCCUAAAUCCAGAGUGAUCUUCUGUUCCCUGGGCGUUUUCAUGGGCUCCGCGGUGGGAUACAUGGCUCUGCCUGCCGCCGCCUACUUCCUGCGUGACUGGCGGAUGCUGCUGGUUUCCAUGGCCGCCUCAGGCCUCCUCUACAUCCCCCUGUGGUGGUUGAUCCCGGAGUCUCCUCGCUGGCUGCUCUCUCAGGGCAGAGUCCCGGAGGCCGAGGCCAUUCUCAAAGACGCUGCCAGGAGGAAUAACACAGUCGCUCCAGAGGCCAUUUUCACCCCGGCGGAGGUUGAGGAUGCCUUGGCUAUGAAGGAAAGGAAACACAGUGUUCUGGUCAUCCUGAGCAGCUGCAACAUGUUCUCCAUCACGCUCCUCUGCUCGAUGAUGUGGAUGGUCGUCGUCAUCAGCUACUACGGACUGGCCCUCAACACCUCCAACCUGCACGGCGACCCCUACGUGAACUGCUUCCUGUCGGCCGUGACGGAGGUCCCCGCUUACGUCAUCGCGCUGGUUCUGCUCCAGUUCUGCUCCAGGCACUUGUGCCAGUCGACCACGUUCGCCCUCGGAGGCGUCAUGAUCCUCUGCGUUCACCUGAUCCCUAUUGGUUUACCAGCUGUGGCUGUGUUCCUUGAAAUGUUGGGGAAGUUCGGCGUCACCGCGGCGUUUUGUGUGGUCUACACGUUCACGUCGGAGCUCUUCCCCACCGUCAUCAGAAACACGGGCAUGGGCUGCUGCUCCAUGGCCGCUCGCGUCGGAAGCAUCGUCGCCCCCUUCAUCAUCUACCAGGGCAAGUACUGGAAGGCGCUCCCGUACGUUCUGAUGGGAGCGUUGGCUCUGGCUGGAGCGCUCAUAAGCCUUUUGUUGCCAGAGACGUUUGGAAAGACUUUGCCAGAGUCCAUAUCGCAGAUGCAGCACGUAUGCAGGAGAAGAGGAAGCAAAAAAAUGGAAGCUGGAGAUGAAGAAGACUUCAGUGAUGGUCAGAGUAAAGAGUCCAAGUUAUAGUCCGACCUCGUUUCUGUAUUUUGCAUUUCACGCUUCAGGUGCUCAUCAAAUACUGCAACUACGAAUACUUGAUGCUAUUUUUACCUUAAAGUACCUACAGUAUAUUUGGUGUAUUAAAAAGCAAACACAACUUAUAGACAACUUUGCU